CACUGUCGCCAGGGAAACCCCGUGGCGUGGUUGUGUGUCAGUUUCGUUGGGACCCGCGGUCGAUGCCGGUGAGGAGGGGGAUGGGCGCCUCGGCGAAUGUAAGGACCCGAGACAGAAUCAGAGCCCUGUAUCACAUACAGCAGCAUAUACCCCAUUAUAAAUAGCGAUAGUAAAUACAAUACACUAAAAUACAUGGAUUUAUCCAUCGGGGAUCUAUAAAGGACAGUCAAUGGAUGCAGUGCACCUGAACAGGACAUGGAAUUUAACUUUCCCUCUACGUUUGGGAGACACUGAGAAGUUUGUUUCCUCCCCCUGGAGAGGGAGCUACUUUUGAGGGCAAAGGAUACAGGAGACUCCGAGGCCGACCUACGGGCCUACUGGUCUGUUUGGAUUUGAUGUUGGGAUACUCUAAGGACCCACUGUACAUGCGUUUGCCUUGUUUGUUCAAAUUUGGAAUGCCUCUUUAGGUCCCCCAUGACCGUGAGCCGUGGUUUACGGCUCGGCGGCGCCCCACCUCUGGAGUGGUCCGUCGCUGUUGCUGGGACUUUGUGAUUCCCCUCCUCGCCUCCCCCAUCCCGUCCCAUCCUGUCCCUCCCCUCCCCCUCCCCCCCCCCCCCUUCCUCCCCCCUCUUCCCCCGCUCCCACGCGUCGCUGUGCCGGACGUCAUGAGCAUAGUAAUCGCGCUGGGAGUCACCACACCCGAAACGUCUUACUCAGAUAUGGCUGCUGGAUCAGACCCUGAGGCAGUUGAAGCAAGCCCUGCAGUGAAUGAGAAAAACUACAACAACCACAGCUGUGGCAGUGCACAGAGUCAUGGGUAUUGUGGACUACCAUAUGCUAUGCAACAGUCUUCCGUUGUGUGUUGUCAGGAUCACAACUAUGGCGCACCCCCUCCCCCCACCCCACCCGCCUCCCCGCUCUCCCAAGCCAUCAUUCCCCGCAUGGACCUCAACGGCGUGGUACGCGGCUCCCGCUACCACGCCGCCCCCGAGGACAACUCGGCCGACAGCGACAGCUCCUCCGAGGAGGACGGGGCCGUGUCCUGCUGGUGUCACUGCCUGACGCCGGACGGCCUGCUCAUCAAGUGUGACAACUGCAGGGGUCUCGACAGGAGGAAAGGAGCAGAAGGCCAACACAGAAAACCAGAAAAUGUCUCUGCUGGAGAGAGCAGUGCUACCGAGAGUGGUGACGAAGAGGUGUCGCCCUCCACCAUCUCCUACACCGCCACCCAGCAUACGCCCACCAGCAUCAAACUCACCGUCAACCGGGUCAAAAGGAGCAAGUCUAAAAAGAGAAAGAAGAGCACAGAGAAGGCCCGUGGAACUCAGAAGAGCAAGAAGGUCAAGGCUUUCAGAGAGGGUUCUAGAAAGUCCAUGAGGAUGAAGAACUCCACAACAGAGGCCAGCGUGCUGGAUGAGAACACGGCAGAGGGAUGGGAGAGCAGGAUCCGCCAGUGGACGGACCAGUACGAGGAGGCUCUGGCCAACCAGUACAGCGCCGACGUCCAGACACUCCUCCAGCUCCACCGCGCCGCCAGCACCAACGUCUCAAAAACGGAGAGCAAUGCAGUGACGCCCUCGUCCACCACGCUGAUCCACGCCUCGGUCGACACCAUGGACACCAUCAACCGCACCGAGCUGGCCUGCAACAACACUGUGCUGGGCUCACAGAUGCAGCUCCAGUUGGGGCGGGUAACCCGAGUGCAGAAACAUAGGAAGAUCCUACGUGCAGCCAAGAACCUGGAACCAGACACACUCGUCAUUGAGUAUCGGGGAAAGGUCAUGCUCAAACAGCAGUUUGAAGUGAACGGGCACUUCUUCAAAAAACCCUACCCCUUUGUGCUGUUCUACUCAAAGUUUAAUGACGUAGAGAUGUGUGUCGAUGCAAGGACCUUUGGAAAUGACGCCCGCUUCCUCCGGAGGUCCUGUACGCCCAACGCCGAGGUCCGGCACAUGAUCGCAGAGGGCAUGAUUCAUCUGUGUAUCUACGCCGUUGGUCAAAUCACAAAGGAUGCUGAGGUCACCAUUGGAUUUGACUACGAGUUCAACAGCUGUAAUUACAAAGUGGACUGUGCCUGCCAUAAGGGCAACCAGAACUGCCCGGUGCAGAAGCACAAUCGAAGCCCCAGGGAGAGCUUGCCCAGCGCCCCCUCCCUGCCGCCGCUCUCUACUGUGGAAGGUGCCGAGACCCGGCGGAGAAAAGCCCGGCGAGCGCUGGAGAGCGGCCUCGCUAGUGACAGGAACCAGCACCAGGAGGCCAAAGAAAUGCAGGGAGGCACUGACGCAGAGGAAAGACUGCUGGAUGAGCUGAACGCGGAGGAGGGGGAGGACGGGGAGGUGGAUGAAAACGGGGUCGCCAUCUCCAGUAAAAAAACCUGUAACAACAUGGAAAGGAGGCGCAAGAGACUGGGAGGAGCAGAAGUCAAGGAGGAGGGCGUGGAAAGUGAGGACGGGGCGGGAAACCCUGCUGGGAACACUCCCACACCCCUCAACGCUGGAGUGGGGGUCAGCACGCGGCGCUCCAGUUAUGUGAUGGACGUGCCGCCUGCUGAAGAAAAGACCUCAUUACCCAACCCGCCCGCUCCCAUAGCCCCCCCGAAACCUGCGCGACCCACCAAGCCUCGGUCCAAAAGCCGGAUCUCUCGCUACCGGUCGAGUUCGUCGCAGAGAGCCCGGCGGCAGCGGCAGGCCCUCGCCCAGCAAGCGGCGGCCGCGGCGGCCGCGGCAGCAAUGGCGGCAGCGGCGGCAUCGGCUGACCAGGCGGCCUGUCUGGACGAGGAGGCGUCUCAGGGCCCCUACGGUUCUGAACAUGGCCACGGAGAGAGCGGCAUGGGGAGUCAUCUCCUAGACGGAGAGGGCCAUGGUCUGAACUGUAUGAACAGAAGCAACUUGCGUUACCCCAAGACCAAGAAGUACCUGGUGACGGAGUGGUUGAACGACAAGGUUCCUGGAGGGGAGAAGGUGCACCAAGAGGCGCUCAAUGAGCGCCCGCUACGGAUAACCACUGACCCCACAGUGCUGGCCACAACCCUCAACAUGCUGCCGGGCCUCUCCCAUUCGCUCAUCUGCACCGCGCCCAGACACUACGUCCGCUUCGGCUCCCCGUUCAACCCCGAGAGACACCGGCCCCGCCCGCUCCAGAUGGAUGGCACUUACGGCUGCUACAAGAAGAGAUGGAUAAAGCAGGUGGAGGACGAGAGCUGUUCAGCCAGUGUGGAGGACGGCACAGAGUCCACCUCCUCCCAGCAAAGUACCAGUAGCAGGUCCACCCCCAACCCCCAGUCGGGCGAUCUCAACGCACCGUUUAAGAAGCGCCGCUCCAAGUACGCGUCGGAGACGACCUCGGCCCCCUCGGGCCACCUGCUGCGCCCGCUGUCGCCCAUUACCCCCCCGCUCCCGGACGACUCCCUCCACCCGCCGCUCCACAACCAUUGCGGCUCGCUGCUGCCCAACGGCGUGAUCUACUCGCCCCUGCUCUCGCUGCCCGCCAGCCGCUGCAACACGCCGUUGCAAUUCGAGAACAUCUCGUCCCCUGAGGCCUCGCCUGUUCACCGGUCAGAGUCCAUCUCUCCUGAGCCGUGUCUUCAAACAGACUUUGACAUCCCUUGCCCUCAGUUCCCCGACCUGUCCCUCCCCUCUAGCUUAGAGAGCCCUGUGGCGCUGACCUCAGAUGACUUUUCCCUCCCUGGAGGCCAUUCAGGCCACGACUCCCAGGGUCCAUCAUCUGUAGGGACCAGCUACCUGAACCCGCCAUCGUGCCCUCCCUCAGACCUGGCCUCUCAAAACAGGGAGCAGCCUUUCAGGACAGAGUUCAACCUCAUAUACACCUGCUCGCCCCUCAACGCGAACCUGGGCAACCCCGUGGCCACUGACCGCCACCUCUCUCAGUCCGAAGGUGGUUUCUCCCCAGCGGAGUCCUUCCACAGCUCCAUAAGUGGCCAGGGGCCUCUGGGGGACGUGGGCCCCUGCUCCACGCCGCCCUACGGCGAGCCUCACUAUGGGGGAGGCUACCCGGAUAGUGGCACGCCUCCUCACACCAGCAACCCACCGCAGAAGAAGAAGAGGGCCAACCAGCAUACCAUUAGUCUGCUGACAGGGAAGCCAGAUUACCAGGCUAUAGCUGUAAGAAGUGAAUACAAGCCAGUACAAAAUAUGGUGUCUUUACUGGAGUACCGCAAGAGGAAGCAGGGCGGCGGCCGCGACUCGGAGCCAUCGGGCGGCAGCUCGUCGCUAGGUGGCACCACCACCCGGACCGGCUCCCACCACAGCCAGGACCCCCACCACCCCCGCGGCCAUCAGACGCAGCCCACAGCCUCCCCACACCGCUCCUUUACCUCGGCGGCCCACGCCUCCUCCAUCCCUCAGAUCGAGGAGGUCAGUCCUCCAGACCACCAGGGCCCGUCGGCGCUGCCCAGGCACCAGGACACCAACAACCAGUGGAUGGUCCCCACCACUGUGGAGCGUCUAAGGGAAGGUCAGGGGGCUCUGGAGCGAGUGCUAAGAAGCAUCAAGAUGGAGCGGGUUUACAAGAGGAGCGACGGCUCUACGGAGAAGGAAUCGGAUGCAGAUCGGUAUGAGGUGCAAGCAGCGUCCACGGCUUCCCCCAUGAAGAGUCCACAUGGAUACAGUCCCUCUGUGUACUCGCACCAGUCAUCAGAGAGCCAUCAGCAGACCGACAGCCCGUCGUUCCUCCAGCAGACCUCCAACUCUCCAUUCCGGGGUUCCUACAGUCCCUCAUCGGCCCACAGCUUCUACCCCCGCCACGUGUCCCAGGACCACCCUGCACCCUCUUACACCGGUCGCACCCCCGCCUCCUCCUCGGACUCCCGGCCGCCGGCCAGCUCUCUACACCAGCAGAGCGGUGGCGGCAGCAGUGUGGACGGGGGCCAAGGCGGCGGCCACCUAAAAGUCAGCCUUUUGAACAGCGGCCUGGUGGGGGCUCCCAGCCCGGGCCCCCGGCCCCAUGGGCAGACUAAGACAGACUCGGGCGCCCACGCCUCCAGGGGAAGUGUGGGCAGCUUGAAGUCGGGCAGCCCGGGCCAGGCGGCACUGCAGGCCGGCUCCAGGCUGCUGCCGGCCAGCGGCCCCACACACUACCCCCAGAGAGGGCCGAGCCUCGGCCAGUUCCAGCACCCCCCCCUCCAGGGACCCGGAGUAAGGACACAGUCAGGAAGCUUUUAGGACCUUGUUGGUGUGUGCGUGUGUGGGGGGGUUAUGUAUGUGUGUGUGUGUGUGUAUGAAGCUGCGUACCUCCUCGACCCCCUCAGGCUGCGGUGGAACGGGGCCCAGGGAGUUUGGGGAGGGGGGGGGGGGGGGGAAAUGUACAGACCGAAGAGGAGCAAGGACUUCUUUACGGAUUUCUCCUUUUCUUAUUUUCCGUUUUCGCUUUCUUUAUUUUCAGAAAAAAAGAAAGCAAAGUACCACAUACUGCACAAAGCUAAUCAGUGACUUUGGACAUCAUUACAGAAUCAGUGAUUUGAAAAACACAGAAAGCAGAGAUCAUGUGUACCUUGAAAUUGUCCCCAGUGUUCCCUCAUGUGCCGGACUGUGCAAACAGGCUCUUUAAUGUCGGAAAGUAAAAACCUCCACACUAAUGUCUGUACAAAGUUCUUAAAAAAGCCGUAGCUGUCGCCAUGGUACCCAGGUUGGAUAGAUGCAAAUGUAACUGAAAGCAAGAGUUUUAUUUUUAUUUCAUCUUUUUUUUUUUGUCCGUUUUUUUCUGAUUUGGCGAGUGGCCGAGUCUGUGUUGCAGUAAAUAAGUAUUUGAUUUGGAAAUGGGGGGGUAGGUAAUCGAGCCACAUGUUAAUCAUCCGUUCUAAAGAUGCAUUAGAGAGGCGCGGGGGGGGGGGGGGGGGAAAACAGGCUCCCUGGAGACCAUCAUUCCAUAGGACUGCCAGCUCCGUGCUCCCUCAACAAACAUAAAAACAGCCUCUCUCUCUCUCUCUCUCUCUCUCUCGCUCUCGCUCUCGCUCUCGCUCUCUCUCUCUCUCUCUCUCUCUCUCUCGUGUGUUUGGGUUCUCUCGUGUUCUCUCAUCCCAGCGGACUGUCCGACUCAGAGGACUCCUCGGCUGUAGACCUCUCACAUUGUACUUGAGACAUACUGGUCUUAUGAUUCAUGGUGCUGCAUUCUUGUUUUUGUUUGUUUUUUCAAUAAAUUUUAAAUCCAGUUAAGUUCCCCACAUAUGGCUGCCUUCAUCUUGUCAUUACAGCUGAAAUCCAUUUUAUUCUCCUUCAGAUUCAUAUCCAUCUUUUAUUCAAGUGACAAAUAUGAUGAUCACACUUUAAAUCGUGCGUGCGGGUGGGGCCAGGAGGGGACAAUGUACACGUGAAAAACAAAAUAACUUCGUUUUUCUUGAGGGGGGGGGUAAGGGUGGUGCCCCCCCUUAUAUAUUGCAUCCUUAUAGGUUGCAUUCCAUAAGACACCAGGCAAAACGUGUGUGUGUGUGUGUGACACACAGAGAUACAUAGUUAGAUAAAUAGCUUUCUGUGGGACCUCGAGCUGACAGCCUCCCCUCCCUCAUGACACUUUUAUUUUGGACCAGAUGUAGAAAACAAGACUGGACUCCACCCACCAUACCACCCCCCCCCCCCCCCAUCUACCCCCCCCAUCCCACUUUAGGGGUUCUCAUGUUACAUGAAUGUUUGACAGGUUGAUUUAAAAAAAAAAAUAGCCCCAAAAUGAACCAGCACCUUAAAAUGAAAUAAACAUGGCCUAAAAGACACACCAGGGCAAUAUGUAUGAUGUGUAUGUGUACCUGUAUAGAAAGGAAUGUGACAUAGACCUGUAUGGAGGAAGCAUAGGACACUAUUUUAGCGCAUGACGUUUGUUUUCAGCGCCUCGCGUCUGCCACACGGUGGAAGUUCAUCUUCGGCUCCGAAAAGCUGACGCUGCAUUCUCUUUUUGUUUUGUAAAGAUUGCUGUCGGUUUUAUUUUUUACACAGAUCAUAUUAGUCACUAUUUAAAUUUGUUCCCUCCAAAUGGUUUCAAGAAACAAGAGAUGUAAUGCAUUUGAUAAUAAAAUAAUCAUGAUGGUAAAGUA
Molecule: messenger RNA, 7039 nt
Organism: Pungitius pungitius (ninespine stickleback)
Lineage: Eukaryota; Metazoa; Chordata; Actinopteri; Perciformes; Gasterosteidae
Gene: setd5
Product: SET domain containing 5
Exons: 25
Coding region: 666-5180 (1504 amino acids)
Biological process (GO): regulation of DNA-templated transcription
Cellular component (GO): Set3 complex; Rpd3L-Expanded complex
Source: RefSeq, a predicted model, not a curated record